Molecule: messenger RNA, 150 nt
Organism: Aspergillus homomorphus CBS 101889
Lineage: Eukaryota; Fungi; Ascomycota; Eurotiomycetes; Eurotiales; Aspergillaceae
Exons: 2
Biological process (GO): regulation of transcription by RNA polymerase II
Cellular component (GO): chromatin
Molecular function (GO): RNA polymerase II cis-regulatory region sequence-specific DNA binding; DNA-binding transcription factor activity, RNA polymerase II-specific
Source: RefSeq, a predicted model, not a curated record
UCCGAAGCCAAGAAGGCGAAGAGAGCAUUCCGGUGCCAGUUCUGCCCCAAGGAGUUUCUCCGGAAUGAACACUUACAACGACAUGAACGAUUACAUACAAAGGAAAAGCCGUUCCGCUGCACAGCAUGCUCGGAGAGAUUUACCCGACGG